AUGAAGAAGGAGGAAAAGAAAAGCGAGGCUUUUUUGAAGAAACUGGAUCCAGCCUACCAAGUAGAUAAGGGUUCAAAGAUGAAGCUGGUUGUGGAAGUAGCCAAUCCUGAUGCAGAAGUGAAAUGGCUAAAGAAUGGCCAAGAGAUUCGUGUUACUGUGUCAAGGUACAUCUUUGAGAGUAUUGGCAACAAAAGGAUCCUGACCAUUAACAACUGUUCCCUGGCAGACGACGCUGCUUAUCAGUGUGUGAUUGGAGAUGAAAAGUGUUUCACUGAAGUGUUCGUCAGAGAGCCCCCUGUACAGAUCUUGCGCCCACUGGAAGAUCAGGUGGUGAUGGUGGGAGAAAGAGUGGAAUUCGAGUGUGAAGUAUCAGAGGAAGGUGCACAGGUGAAAUGGGAGAAGGACGGGGUAGAGUUGACCAGAGAAGAAACCUUUAAAUAUCGCUUUAAGAAAGAUGGAAAGAAGCAUUACCUUUUUAUUAAUGAGAGCACACUGGAGGACAGCGGCCACUACACCGUCAAGACCAAUGGAGGAGAGUCAGUGGCUGAGCUGAUGGUGCAAGUGGUGAGUCAGCUGGAGGUUCUGCAGGAUGUGGCCGAUCUGACAGUCAAGGCCAAGGAACAGGCCGUCUUCAGGUGUGAGGUGUCUGACGAGACGGUCACUGGAAUAUGGGUAAAGAAUGGAAAAGAAGUGAUUCCCAACGACAGGAUCAAGAUCACCCACAUUGGAAGGGUGCACAAACUGACCAUUGACAAUGUGGUGGCCUCAGACGAAGGAGACUAUUCCUUCAUUCCCAAUGGAUUUGCCUUCAAUCUGUCCGCCAAACUGCACUUUAUGGAGGUGAAGAUUGACUUCGUCCCCAGACAAGAGCCACCAAAGAUUAAACUGGACUGCUCUUCUGGAAAUGCUGACACCAUCAUUGUGGUUGCUGGCAAUAAACUGCGUCUGGAUGUCCCUAUCACCGGAGAUCCGGCACCAACUGUGAUCUGGAGCAAAGGAGACAAGGUAAUAACUGGCUGUUUUCCUGCCUACGUAAAGUGGACCAAUGGUAAUGAUUUAUAA
This is a messenger RNA of Staurois parvus, 1062 nucleotides long. The record is from the annotation of a GenBank genome assembly. NCBI's taxonomy places the organism in Eukaryota, Metazoa, Chordata, Amphibia, Anura, Ranidae.